Molecule: messenger RNA, 660 nt
Organism: Hymenoscyphus albidus
Lineage: Eukaryota; Fungi; Ascomycota; Leotiomycetes; Helotiales; Helotiaceae
Source: the annotation of a GenBank genome assembly
AUGGCACUCAACCCAACGGCAGCCUUUUAUGAUAAUCUCGGCAUGAAAUACGAGGAAUCAUUUGGCCAUGAUGAGGGGCUAGUCGAUUUCAUCAAAUCCAGUCUAAAGUUUCUCCCUUCCAAUGCAUCGGUUCUUGAUAUUGGAAGUGGUACGGGCAAGCCCCUCUCAAGCAUGGUAAUCGCAACUGGUCGCAAGCUCCAUGGAAUCGACUUCUCUCCUGUCAUGAUUGCAUUGAGCCGCCAGCAGGUUCCCACGGCAACCUUUGAGGAAGUUAAUAUGCUCCAAUUCAUACCCAAAGAGCCGUAUCAUGCAGCAUUUGCCAUCUUCUCCCUUUUUCAUUUCUCGCGCGAGGAAAUGAAUCUUGUCGCUGAGAAAUUCGCACAAUGGAUUCUACCUGGCGGCUACCUUUUCAUUGGCACAAUGACCGCCGAGGACUUCCACACCAAGCCACAUAUGUUUGACGACGACAAACAGUGUGCGAGAGGUAUUGAGCAUACCUUUAUGGGAAAACGUAUUGGGAAUUUGCUGUACACGAGGGCUGGUUGGGUUGCGCUCUUGCAGAAGGUCAAUACUGAGCUCGUUCAGUUCCAAGCACCACCCCACGCCCAAUGCGAUUCCGAGCCGCAUUAUUAUAUCACUGCAAGGAAAAUGUCUCCUUGA